Messenger RNA from Trichobilharzia szidati, 1079 nucleotides. NCBI's taxonomy places the organism in Eukaryota, Metazoa, Platyhelminthes, Trematoda, Strigeidida, Schistosomatidae. The record is from the annotation of a GenBank genome assembly.
CUUAAUCUGCAGUUGUUUAUUCCAUUCUGGGACACAUUUGCGCGCCUAUCUCGCCCGGACGAUGCGUGUUUUCAAGGAUGCAAUCACUGGUGAUGAAAUGUUCUCAGAUUCACACAUGCCAAAGUUAAUAGAUGACGUCAUUUAUGAAGUCAACGCCAAGUUCACGACAGUUACAAACUCGGUUGAUAGUAGAUUAAUCGGUGCUAAUCCAUCUGGGGAGGGCGAAGGCGCUGAGGAAGUCAGCGAUACCGCUGAACGGGUUAUUGACUUGGUGCAUGGAAGUCGCCUUGUCAGCACCCAAUUCGACAAAUCAAGCUACAGAACGUAUCUCAAAGGUUAUUUGAAGUCCAUAAAGGAGCGUUUAUCAAGUGAAAAUCCUGAACGAGUCUCAAUAUUUGAAAAUAACGUGAAGGGAUAUAUGGCAAACGUCUUAAAAAAUCUAGACGAUUACGAAUAUUAUACUGGUGAAUCGAUGAAUCCCGACGGCAUGGUGGUGUUAAUGAACUAUCGCGAAGACGGAAUGACUCCAUAUUUCAUAUUCUUCAAGGAUGGACUGACGGAAGAGAAAUACUGAGUACCUUGUAUUUCAGAUCUUAAAAGCGACUGUUAGAUGCACGUGAUGAAUGAUGAAAUAAACUUAUACACUGGGAUAAUUUCCCUUGAUGCAUUUUCCUCUGACUUCCUAACAAAAUUUUCCUGGUGCCUGCACGCGUUACUCAUGAACAGAGACUGAUGACGUAAGCCGUUGAUUUUUAAUCCAAGUAAUAACUACUGAAAACCAGGGAGUACUGUUUUUCAAUGGUCUUCUAACUGAUAUCAAUCCGUAGUCAAACUCGUAGGAACGCAUCUAAUCCUAACAAACUAACUCUUAAUUAUAACAGUUUCAAUUAUAACGGUUUCAAUUUUGUCUGUCAGGGAUCAGAUUUCUUAUUCACUUAUAUUUUGUAUUUUUCAAUAGAUCUAGGCGUGUUCAGACUACAAAUUAGUUAUGUUAUAAUGCAGAGGGCUGAACAGUAUGCGUAGCCGUGAUAAAUAUUUCCAAAUAGAGUAGUCCGUAAGCAUGUCAGGGUAUUUCUCCG